Messenger RNA from Mercenaria mercenaria, 1452 nucleotides. RefSeq names its product brevican core protein-like. Lineage: Eukaryota; Metazoa; Mollusca; Bivalvia; Venerida; Veneridae. The record is from RefSeq and is a predicted model, not a curated record. The transcript has 7 exons. Bases 1 to 933 code for a protein of 310 amino acids.
AUGUUGAUUGUAGAUUGUGGAACUCUUCCCUCGAUUAGCGACGGAUCUGUGCGUCUUGAUUCAACAACCACUACGUUUGGGUCAACCGCAACUGUUUCGUGUAAUGUUGGAUAUGAUCCAAGUGUGGCGACAAUAAGAUGCCAGGCGUCAGGUGCUUGGGAUUUAGCCGCAUGUACGAUUAAAGAUUGUGGAACUCUUCCCUCGAUUAGCGACGGAUCUGUGCGUCUUGAUUCAACAACCACUACGUUUGGGUCAACCGCAACUGUUUCGUGUAAUGUUGGAUAUGAUCCAAGUGUGGCGACAAUAAGAUGCCAAGCGUCAGGUGCUUGGGAAUAUGCAGCAUGUACAAUUAAAGAUUGUGGGCUUCCACCAUCGGUAAGUCAUGGAUCUGUGGUUCUUGAUUCCUUAACCACGACAGUUGGUUCAACAGCUACAGUGUCGUGUGCUACCGGUUAUGUCGUCAGCCCUAAAAAUACAAUCACCUGCCAGGUAUCAGGUGGUUGGGAAACAUCUACAUGCAAAGGAUGUCCAGCAGGAUGGACCUUGUUCGGAGUUAGCUGCUAUAUUUACAGUGAUAACUUACCUGUAGUAUCUACAAACUGGAAUGAUGCUCAGGAUGAAUGCAUUAAGGUCGGUGGAGAUCUUGUUGAAAUUACAAGCGAUGUCGAGCAAGGAUCCAUAAAUAUUCUAUUGUCGGACGAUGAAGACCGAACAGGUACAUGGAUUGGGCUGAACGAUAUGUCUGUGGAAGGAAAAUAUAUCUGGGUUUUAUCCGGAAAUACUGUUAGUUUUACCAACUGGCAAUCAGGCGAACCGAACAACGUGUCCAACGAAGAUUGUAUUAUAGUGAACUCAGAGAACUACUGGGUCGAUAUUCCCUGCGGCUGGAACCGAAAAUAUAUUUGUGAACAGUCAGCUAUUGCUAAUGUGUAACAAAGAAAAGAAGUGGACAGGAAAUGACCGGACAAGCACCUAGAUUUUUGUUGGAAACUUCAACUUCUACUACAAACUGAACCAUAGAUUUACCUUAUUUUUAUCAUUAUUUUCCGUGAUAUUGUCAUAAUGACACAAAUUCGAAAACAAACUAAAUGAAGAGUAUUCAAAAGUUAUCAACAACAAAUAAACAUCAGACGAAAAAAAAUCUGUCUGAAAAAAAGUUUGAAUUCUGAAAUAAACUGUAAAAGUCUUACAUAUGUAUUAAAUUUCUGAAUUAGGAAACAGACUAUAGCACAUUACGUGUGUGACUUGUAUGUAAAACUUGAAAUUAUUAAAGUGCAAACACUGAGCAUAGUUCAAUCGUUUGUUUUCUAUAGCCUACUGAUGGAAAUUUAAUCCCAACGAACAAGUAAAAUUCACAUUUAUUUUAUGUUCAAAAGUUGAAAUCCACGAAUUCAUAUCUCCACGAAAUUGCCGUUUUGACCAAAACCACGAAAUUUCAUGCCCACGAAAUUA